Actinia tenebrosa (Australian red waratah sea anemone) is the source of this 4417-nucleotide messenger RNA. Its product is annotated as protein bicaudal C homolog 1-B. The record is from RefSeq and is a predicted model, not a curated record. Gene Ontology annotation, cellular component: cytoplasm. Gene Ontology annotation, molecular function: protein binding; RNA binding. NCBI's taxonomy places the organism in Eukaryota, Metazoa, Cnidaria, Anthozoa, Actiniaria, Actiniidae.
UUUACAUCGCGUGAUUACUCCCUUAAAUUUGUAUUUUGAUACGCUAUGCUUAUUAUUUCAAGACUCUUGUAUACGUUAUUAUGACUGUGGGAUCAGUGGCUUCACCACUGACGACAUUUCUAAUUCUGUCUAUACUAAGAUUACCGGCUGCAAACUGAUCACUUUCAAAACACUCGUACGCAACAAAUUUAAAGCUAUGUAACUGGACUGAUUCUUCUUGCUGGAACGAUGUUGCUGGCCCAUUUGUCCACUAGCUGGCCCACAAAGUGUUAACGGCAAUACGCAUGUAUCAAAAAUUUUCUAAAGGCGAACAAGCGAUGACUUCAGUGCCAAACUAUUAUGCAGAAGGUUUUUGACCUAUUCAUUUUUCCGGGGCCCUAUUGCUACAAAACUUAUAUUCAAUUAAGACUUUGUUAAGUCCUGCUUUUUAAUAUUGUCAUUCCCUAUAUCAGUAUCAUUUCUUUCUUUAACCGUUGUGUAUGAGACUCGGACACAUGAAUAUGGAUACAACUCAAACAAAAAAUCGCGAGCUCAAGUGGUUUGAAAUGUGAAAACAUUACGCCCAAGGUUAGGUACGUUUACAAAAGCGGUAAAAUAGAUGGUGGCAAGGUGUUGGUGCAUGCACAAGCAGAUUUCCAGGCUUCCUUAGUAACAUUUCUUAACCUCAAAGAUUUUGCGACGUGUCCAAACCAUUAAGAAUGUGAAAAGUCAAGGCUUAACCGUUUCCAGUCUCAGACUUACUGCAUGGAGUUGACCAAAGGGUGAAAUACUGGCAAGUUCCAAACUUACAUUCAACCAGCUUCAUUAAAAAAAGCCGAUGACGUGUUCCCUCUCGGCUUAUUAGUAGACCCAUUCUCCGGCAAUGUCUCGAAAGUAGGUCACUUGACGGCUACAGCAUUGCUUUUCAAGCAUUUUGUGUUUUUAGUCAGUUCGGACGUGUCUAUCGAUCAUUUUUGGGACCAAAUUAAAAACAAGGCAAUUGCAAGUACAUCUGAUAUAUUAUAUAUAUAUUUGUGCACAAGCCUAAUCAAACUCAGUGCCAUGCAUAACUACCAGUAGUACGUGCUGUGGUCCAUCAAAACAUCAGUGUCAACCCUCGACCUCUGCAAACUACGUGACGUUCACGAAGUGUAUGUAUACAAACACGUUAAAAGCCUCACUUGAGUAAGCUGCAGAAGAAGGAAUUGGAGAAACGGGGGAGGAAUUCUUUCGAAAGAUCAUGGGUGAAACAGCAACUACUAUUACAUGGCCUUCAAAGCUGAAAAUUGGGGCAAAGUCCAAGAAAGACCCCCACAUAAAGAUAACUGGUCUUCCAGAAUCAGUAAAAUUGGCAAAGGAUAGAGUGAUGGCAGUUUUAGACACCAAGUCCAACAGGGUUACUCUUAAAAUGGAUGUUUCUCAUACAGAUCAUUCUCACAUCAUUGGUAAAGGUGGUUACAACAUUAAAAAAGUAAUGCAAGACACUGGGUGCCAUAUUCAUUUUCCUGACUCCAACAGAGGGUCAUCUACUGACAAGAGUAAUCAGGUUUCUAUAGCAGGACAACCACUAGGAGUUGAAGCGGCAAGACAGCAAAUAAGGGACAUGUUGCCAUUAGUUUUGUCAUUUGAGCUGCCGCUUGGAAGUAGAGGCCCAAUAGAUAACAAUUCAGGAAUUAUCCAACAUAUCUCACAGACAUGUAAUGUUAAUAUUACGUUCAAACAUAGACCUCGAAGUGGAAAUCAAACAGUCAUUUUAAGAGGAAGUCAACAAUCUAUACCUGGCAUCAAGGAUGCUGUCUCCAGACUAGUGGAAUAUUUUACAGGAAACAUAGUGUCAACAGUUCCCGUUAACAUGCAAAUUGACAUUGCACCUCAACAUCACCUCUUCAUCAUUGGCAGAAACGGCAGUAAUAUCAAACAUAUUACUACGCAAACAGGAGCUCACCUUAGUUUUCCAGACCCAAACAGCUCACAUCGAAAAGGAGCCGUUUUCCUAAGUGGAACCGUCGAUUCAGUCAUUUGUGCGAGAACAUUACUUUUGGAAUGUCUACCUCUGGUCCUUAUGUUUGAUCUAAGAGAGGAAGAUGGUGAUGUAGAUUCGGCGAAACUAACCAGGAUCAUGGACGACUAUAACGUCUUUGUCAGCGUAAAGCCAAAGCCCAAACAACCAAGCAAGUCUGUCAUAAUCAAGAGUGCUGAACGAAACGCCAAAAACAUCUACCUGGCUAGAAUGGAGAUCCUCGGGGUUGAUAAAAACCAGAACCGAGCUUCAUCACCAAUCUACUCCUCCAUCAUAUCCCCUUCAAGUGACAGGUCUUUUUACAGUGGAACAACGGAGUAUAGUUCCUCUCCUCCCAGUCCCACGUAUUCUUACCCUUACAACGGACUCGUCAGUGCUAUUGGCCAAGUUUCUUCUUCUUCUUCCUCUUCUUGGUUCUCGUCUUCAGACUCCUCAAAAGGGAUCAGCACCAUGGUUGGAGGAGGGGUUACAUCUCCACCAUUCUCGUUUAAACCGACAACCCCGCCUCCACCUCCACCUCCAGGACUUGGGCCACCUAAUUCAAUGGGUAGUCCUGUUGUAAGCACAGCAUCGGCUAAUAUUAGGGAUUUUUCUGUGUCUCCAACUGGAAGCUAUACUAGUAUAGAAUCUAGUAAUGGGAGUUCCUCAGCCCCUUCAGGCAAACCUCCAAGUCCAAUAGGGCAUCGGACAUCCAGUCCUCCAGGCUUCCGAUCUCCAAGCCCUAUCGGUCCCCCAGGGUUCAACUCAAGAAGUCCAGUAAUGGACCAGAGAGAUAGUCCCAUUCUAGGCGGAUCCGGUAGUGUAAGUCCACGAAGUCCCACAGCGGGAAGUCCUUCACUGCAAGAGGAAGGAUUACUUAUAAAUUUUCAGAGCGAUAGCGAAGGAAGAAUGUUUUCUCGUACUUCAUCGGGCUCCAGUGGUUCUGGUAUAGCGUCAGAUCAGCAAACAGUCGAAAUAUUAUCUGGAACAAAGAAUAUUUCUUUUCACACUAGUGAUGAUGAUAAAAAUAGCUUUAGCUCGUCGCUCAGAUCUUCACUAUUUAAUAAACUACAAUUAAACAAUCACAGUUUACCUAUCGAUGAAUAUGAAAGGAAAAAGGAACUGGCUUCGAUAGCGAUGCAGAAGAAGGUCCAGUUCACUGAAGUUCGAGUACCAACAGACACGUGGAGUGGCCUGGGAUUCUCGAAAUCCAUGCCAGAAUCAGCCAUUAAACAAUUACUUGAGUUCAAGUCGCGUAACAAAGGAAAUAUGUUGCCGUACAAUGGACCUGUUAACGGGACAUUACCCGAGAACCCGUUACCGCUAUCUUCCUUAGAAACCACGUCACGAGAGACGCGUAGCAACAGUACGUCUAUGUAUGAGCAGACUUCUACUCAACGUGGUCAGCAUUCAGAUAACUUUAGCCCAACUGUUGGCGAACGAAGAAAUACCUACCCAUUUCCCUCACCGCCACUAUCAGACCUUGAAAAACUUCUUGAGAAACUAGGACUAAUGAAAUAUUACAAUAUAUUCCAAGAACAAGAGGUCGACUGGCAAACGUUUUUGACGCUCACCGAUGAUGAUCUAAAAGAACUUGGAGUUACAACGUUUGGUGCUAGAAGAAAGUUGCUGUUAGCAAUAGCAGAACUGAAGAAAAGUCCCAUGGAUGUAUUUACAGAACUGAGUACACCUGUCAACCCACUGCCUUUUCACAGAAAACUCCCAAUGGAUGUUGCAAGUCACAGCGGAAGAUGGUGAUAUCCGAGAAGAACGUUUUCAUGACCAAACGACAUAAUUGGUAAUUACAAGGAUGGUGCAACAAUCUUGGUGUUUAAAGCCAACAUGGCUGGAAUGAAAUACAGCUUCAAAUAGAAGUGAACUUGAAGCUUUUCGAUGAACACCCUUCUGGUAAAGAAUGCAGGAUGACACAGAUUAAUGAAAGCCUUGGUCUGUGGAUGGUGUUCUUUCAUCCCUAUUUGCCUGGAAUACACAUAGGUAUAUUUAAAUACAGAAUACAUUUUGGGUAGUUCAAUCCUACAUAAUUCAAGAAAACGGCACUAUGAUUAGCAUUCAAAUGUGAUGACAAACAUCAUGAAAUCCUCGCAAAUGUUUACCACGCCAUCAUAUCUCACCGACUUAUAAUUCCUUUGCCACAACGUCCCAUAUAAGACUAUUCACAACCAUCUACUUGUGCAACAUUGUAGUGAUCUGAUUAUUGACAGCUCGUCAUCUUUUCAUCGUGUCAUAUUCUCUGAUUACCAAACGCCUAUGACAUGCACAACUGCAUACCAAGAUCAUGUUGGCAAGACKUCCAUUGAUGUCCCAUACUGGACUAUAUGCAACUAUGCCUUCUAUCAUGUUUGCAACAUUAUUCCCUCGUUUCCAACUGUUACCCACACUUGUACAGACUGAGACCAUGUUGAAAAGUCUUCAAUUGAU